AUGAUUGAAACACUUGUAACUACUGAAGCUCAGGAGCUGCUGUACCAGCUGACAGCCCUGUUGGAACAGGAGUUCAGGUGUCAGCCCAAGGCCUCUGGCCUGAGACUGAUUGAAUCUGCUCAUGAUAAUGGCCUCCGAAUGACUGCAAGGCUUCGGGACUUUGAAGUGAAAGAUCUCCUCAGCUUAACUCAAUUCUUUGGCUUUCAUACAGAGACAUUUUCACUAGCUGUGAAUUUCUUGGAUAGAUUCUUGUCAAAAAUGAAGAUACAGCCUAAAUACUUGGGCUGUGUUGGACUCAGCUGCUUCUACUUGGCUGUGAAGGCAUCAGAAGAAGAGAGAAAUGUUCCCUUAGCCACUGACUUAAUUCGAAUAAGCCAGUAUAGGUUCACUGUUUCUGAUAUGAUGAGAAUGGAGAAAAUUGUAUUGGAGAAGCUGUGUUGGAAAGUCAAAGCUACAACAGCCUUCCAAUUUCUGCAACUUUAUCAUUCACUCUUUCAUGAGAAUUUAAGCUGUGAAAGGAGAAAAUACCUUAAUUUUGAGAGACUUGAGACCCAGCUGAAGGCAUGUCACUGUAGAAUCAUGUUUUCUAAAGCCAAGCCUUCUGUCUUGGCACUGUCUAUUUUGGCACUGGAGAUGGAAGAACAAAAACUGCUGGAAUUGACAGAAGCACUGGAAUUUCUGCAGCUGCAUUCCAAGAUAAGCAGCAGAGAUUUGACCUUCUGGAAAGAGCUGGUGUUGAAGUGCCUCACAGAAUAUUCCUCAAGCAAGUGUUCCAAACCAAACGUCCAGAAACUAAAAUGGAUUGUGUCUGGGCGGACAGCACGGCAGCUUAAACACAGCUACUACAGAAUAACACAUCUUCCUACAAUUCCAGAGACCAGCUCAUAAUAGGAGUACCAUAAAAUGAGGAGAAAACCAUGGUCUGACCUUGUCAAGAGACAUAGGAAUAUUUGAGAAACUAAGCCUGAAACAUGAUCUUAAUAAUGAAGAACUCAACUCAUGGAAAGAAUAUGUAACAUUUCCGACUAAAGAUGCUUCCAGCAAA
Molecule: messenger RNA, 1045 nt
Organism: Chaetura pelagica (chimney swift)
Lineage: Eukaryota; Metazoa; Chordata; Aves; Apodiformes; Apodidae
Gene: CCNG1
Product: cyclin G1
Exons: 6
Coding region: 1-888 (295 amino acids)
Biological process (GO): mitotic cell cycle phase transition; regulation of cyclin-dependent protein serine/threonine kinase activity
Cellular component (GO): nucleus; cytoplasm; cyclin-dependent protein kinase holoenzyme complex
Molecular function (GO): cyclin-dependent protein serine/threonine kinase regulator activity
Source: RefSeq, a predicted model, not a curated record